CCCCGCUAUGCUUAUCUAAAAAUAUUAACGGGUUUUCUUGACCUGUAUAAAUACAAUUGCGGAUUCGAAGCAUCAGUUUUGGGUUACCAGCACGACUCCUCCCAUUUCUCUCGAUCUGAACAAGUCUCUUUCUAUCUUGUUAUUGCCUUCUCCCUGUCUUUCAUGGAUCCUUACAAGAACCGUCCAUCCAGUGCCUUCAAUUCACCUUUCUUUACCACCAACUCUGGUGCUCCGGUGUGGAACAACAACUCCUCAUUAACAGUCGGAACUAGAGGACCAGUUCUACUUGAGGAUUACCACUUGGUGGAGAAACUUGCUAAUUUUGACCGCGAACGGAUUCCAGAACGUGUUGUACAUGCCAGGGGAGCGAGUGCCAAAGGGUUUUUCGAGGUAACUCAUGAUGUUUCUCACCUGACAUGUGCAGAUUUUCUUCGGGCCCCAGGGGUUCAGACACCUGUUAUUGUUCGAUUCUCUACUGUUAUCCAUGAGCGUGGAAGCCCUGAAACCCUAAGGGAUCCCAGAGGCUUUGCAGUGAAGUUUUAUACUAGGGAG
Messenger RNA from Cuscuta europaea, 552 nucleotides. Lineage: Eukaryota; Viridiplantae; Streptophyta; Magnoliopsida; Solanales; Convolvulaceae. The record is from the annotation of a GenBank genome assembly.